Lymnaea stagnalis (great pond snail) is the source of this 754-nucleotide messenger RNA. The record is from the annotation of a GenBank genome assembly. Lineage: Eukaryota; Metazoa; Mollusca; Gastropoda; Lymnaeidae.
AUGUUGAAGGACGACUGUGACGUCAGCACGAACCGCCGUGACGUGGACGACACCGAGUCGGUGUCCAGCGCCUCCAGCGGCGUCUCGGAUCAGACCCUGUCCCCGGGUCACUCAGCCCCGGUCAGGAGCGGUCAGCGCGGGCGCGCGCUGAGCGUGAACGCCGACCACGGCAGCAAGCAAACUCCGGCCGCGAGAGAGGUGACGCCGAUGGUGGAAUCCCUUGGGAAGGCCACUUUUGAUUCCGGUGAGGUGGGUCCGUUUACGGGCGUCAAGUCUACGUCAACGUCCACGGCGUCACCCGAGAGGGUUGCACACGUCGUGGGUGACCCAGCCGGCAUCGGCACCAGUGGAGAGGAUAACAGGGGUCAAGGUCAAUCCGAGUCAGCCUGGUCGGCCAAAAGUAACUCGUACGAUUACUUGAAAUGUUCGGCGUCAUCCACGGAGCCAAGUGUCGGGGGUUCGUUUCCUUCUUUUCAGCCCGGGGCCGACGCCAGGUCAAAGAGAAACUUGUCACCGGACGAGACGUCCCCGGCGGACAGAGACGAGGAGGAGAAGAGACAAUUUCUCCACCGAGCUUUCCUAUCAGCGGGCACGUCCCCGACCUCUGGCUCCCCCAUCCGAGAGCACCCGCUCCAUCCGCAUGAACUUUCACCCCUGAACUUGAGACUCCACCCGCAUCCCUAUCUAGGCCACGACCUUUCCUCUCAGAUGAGCUACUUCCGGAGAGGCUGCGAGCCCUCCAAAGACAAUCCGG